Phyllopteryx taeniolatus (common seadragon) is the source of this 1376-nucleotide messenger RNA. It is a transcript of the gene lhpp, whose product is annotated as phospholysine phosphohistidine inorganic pyrophosphate phosphatase. Gene Ontology annotation, biological process: dephosphorylation. NCBI's taxonomy places the organism in Eukaryota, Metazoa, Chordata, Actinopteri, Syngnathiformes, Syngnathidae. Gene Ontology annotation, cellular component: cytosol. The transcript has 8 exons. Bases 29 to 850 code for a protein of 273 amino acids. Gene Ontology annotation, molecular function: inorganic diphosphate phosphatase activity; phosphatase activity. The record is from RefSeq and is a predicted model, not a curated record.
AUGCGCAUAACAAGAGGGGCGACUCGUCAUGGCGGACAGCAGCUGGACAAGCUGCGCGACGGGUUUAAAAGGCGUCAUACUGGAUAUGUGCGGAGUUUUAUAUGACAGCGGGGAGGGCGGCGGGGUGGCCAUUCCUGGCUCCGUCGAAGCCGUGAAGAAGCUUAAAGCUUCCGACCUGAAGCUGAGAUUCUGUACCAAUGAGACGCAGGCCGCGAGAGAGAAGUUUGUGGCCAAACUCCAAAGAUUGGGGUUUGACAUUUGUGUCAGUGACGUCUUCUCUCCGGCACCUGCAGCGGUUGCUCUGCUGAGGGAAAGAGGGCUGCGGCCCCACCUGCUGGUGUAUGACGCGCUCCUUCCCGAGUUUGACGGCGUAGACACGAGCGAUCCCAAUUGCGUGGUGAUCGGCGACGCGGCCGAAAAGUUCUCCUACGCCAACCUGAACGAGGCGUUCAGGGUCCUGAUCGGCCUGGAGAAGCCGACGCUGUUCUCUCUCGGGAAAGGGAAGUACUACAAGGAGACGGACGGCCUGAAGCUAGACGUGGGAGUUUACAUGAAGGCUCUGGAGUACGCCUGCGACGUGGAGGCCGAGGUCAUCGGGAAGCCGUCUGCUGCGUUCUUCCGGAGCGUUCUCAACGACAUGGCGCUCCAGCCACACGAGGUGAUGAUGAUUGGCGACGAUCUCGUGAACGACGUCGGGGGUGCCCAGCAGUGCGGAAUGAAAGGUGUGCAAGUCCGGACGGGAAAAUACAGGCCCAGCGACCAGAGUCACCCGACCGUGACGGCUGACGGGACGGCCGACCACCUGGCCCAGGCCGUGGACAUGAUCCUCAGCCGCAGGAGGAAACCUUAAGGCCAGUUUCGGGAGCGCCCUCCUCCGCCUUGUCGCCCUCCAUGUACGUCUGCAGCGACCGCCACAGGGCUUGGAUGUUGCCCUCGCCGAAGCCGCUCGCCCCCUUGCGCUGGAUCAGCUCCAGGAAGAAGGUGUCCUCGGCGAAGAUGGGCUUGGAGAACACCUGCAGGAGGUACCUGGGGAGGGGACGUCGCGCUUGAGGACCGUUCGCUUAAAAGGAUAAUUAUGAGAUAAUCUAAAAUGAUCACCUCUGCGCCUCGCUGGCUGACGAGGCCUGUUGCUGCGGGUCGGCGUCCAAGAGAAUUCCGUGCCGCGCCAGCUUCUGCACGUCCUGUCCCGCGUCCUCGAUCUCCUGCAGUUUGCCCACCUGUCGCGCCACAAGUUUCAAUAGCCAAAAGACAAUUAUUUUCUUACAAUCAACAUUUUGGAAAUUAUGUUGAAGUUAUUUUAACUUUUAUAUUUAUUUUUACAAUGUUCUACUCACAUUUGUUUACAAAGUUAAUUAGCAAAUAAAUAUGUAAGCAUA